AUGAAAUCAUCUGUAGAAUCACAAUCUCCAAAAUGGCUUUCAAUUUUUCUCGCUCAUCUUGCUUUUCUUUUCGUUGGUAUUAUUGCAUAUUGUAGUUGUAAACAAAUGUUAUUAUUAUUUUAUAAUCGUUCAUUUCGUAAGUGUUCGAGUAGAAAACGAAGUCGAACAAUGAGUGAAUCCUCACCAGUUGUUGUACGACAUAGCAUAAAAUCAACGGAACCAUUAUUACAUAAACAUGAAAAUAUUCCAUCAAAAAAAGAAAAAUAUCGAACACAACAUUUACGAUUAGGAUCAGUUGAUCAUCCAAAUAAACAAAUUUAA
Molecule: messenger RNA, 321 nt
Organism: Adineta steineri
Lineage: Eukaryota; Metazoa; Rotifera; Eurotatoria; Adinetida; Adinetidae
Source: the annotation of a GenBank genome assembly